Pleurotus ostreatus (oyster mushroom) is the source of this 675-nucleotide messenger RNA. RefSeq lists its product as uncharacterized. The coding region runs from base 1 to 675 and encodes 224 amino acids. Gene Ontology annotation, molecular function: calcium ion binding. The transcript is spliced from 10 exons. NCBI's taxonomy places the organism in Eukaryota, Fungi, Basidiomycota, Agaricomycetes, Agaricales, Pleurotaceae. The record is from RefSeq and is a predicted model, not a curated record.
AUGUCGUACAACUACGGAGCACCACCACCUGCAGGAGGAGGUUAUGGGGGAGGAGGUUACGGGGGAGGAGGAGCACCAGGAGGCUACGGCGCCCCAUCUGGCUACGGCGGAGGCUUCCAACAGCCUCCCCCCCAAGGUCCACCUCCCGGCGCAGAUCCUCAGCUCUGGCAGUGGUUCUCAACCGUUGACACGGAUAGAUCUGGCCAUAUUUCCGCUCAGGAGUUAGAGCGCGCAUUGAUCAAUGGCGAUUGGACUCCAUUCGAUCUGGACACAGUAAAGCUCCUCAUGUCGAUCUUUGACACUGAUCGCAGCGGCACGAUCGGAUUCAACGAGUUCGCCGGGCUGUGGAAAUACAUCAAGGACUGGCAAGGUGUCUUCAGACACUUUGAUCGCGACCGAUCAGGCUCUAUCGACGGUCAAGAGCUCCACGCCGCUCUGUCGCAGUUCGGUUACAACCUAUCUCCUCAGAUCCUCGAUCAGGUCCAAAGGAAAUACGCAUCUGGUGUUGUCCGGCCUGGCCAACCACAACCUGGUAUCUCCUUUGACCGCUUCGUCCGCGCUUGCGUUGUGAUCAAGCAAUUGACGGAGUCCUUCCAACGCUUGGACACCCAGCGCAGUGGAUGGGUCCAAAUGAGCUACGAGCAGUUUAUGCAAACUGUUCUCUCCCUCCCCUAA